This is a messenger RNA of Zeugodacus cucurbitae (melon fly), 2661 nucleotides long. Its product is annotated as G-protein coupled receptor Mth2-like. Lineage: Eukaryota; Metazoa; Arthropoda; Insecta; Diptera; Tephritidae. Gene Ontology annotation, biological process: cell surface receptor signaling pathway; G protein-coupled receptor signaling pathway. Gene Ontology annotation, cellular component: membrane. The coding region runs from base 1006 to 2514 and encodes 502 amino acids. Gene Ontology annotation, molecular function: G protein-coupled receptor activity. The transcript has 7 exons. The record is from RefSeq and is a predicted model, not a curated record.
UACGCACGUCUGAAACACUGGAGACAUGUCUUCCGUCUAUCACAACGUGAUCGAUUUGGUUCCGCGUGUUUCGAUCAGGAAACAGCCAAGUAGCUUGAUGUAUUUUCUUAUGUUGGAAUCUGGUACUACAGACGACCAUAUUUCGGGCCCCAGCGAAGUCGAUCAGCCUCAGGCCGUUUGGCGAUGUUUCGUCAUGGAGGCUGAAUUUUCCGACUGUUGUGCCAAAGACACCUUCUUUACUCACCCUGGCGUUAAAAUCGCCAAGCACGAUUUUGACAUCGUGGCGGGGGCAGCGCUCAUAGGUGCGUUCUAGGCGCUCAUAGAAAGCAUCUUUGGUCACAUCGUCCUUCUCUUCCGUUGGGGCGUGGGCGCAAAUCAGCGAUAUGUUGAAGAACCUCGCUUUGAUGCGGAUUGUGGCAAGACGUUCAUCCACCGGGGUGAAUGCCAGGACUCUGCGACGGAGUCUCUCUCCCACCACAAAUCCAACACCAAAUUUGCGCUCCUUUAUAUGGCCGCUGUAGUAGAUGUCACAAGGACCCACCUUCUUCCGUCCUUGUCCCGUCCAUCGCACUUCUUGGAUGGCGGUGAUGUCAGCCUUGAGUCGUAUGAGGACAUCAACCAGCUGGGCAGAGGCACCUUCCCAAUUAAGGGUGCCGAAUAUGUGGGUCAAAUUGUGUGUUAUAUUAAUAAAAUUAAAUACAUAAAUUGCGAGUAUAAAAUGUUCGGUCACAUCCGAACUUAGCCCUUCCUAACUUGUUUUAAAUUUAGUUUCGUCGUCAUUUGUAAAUUCGGUAUAUAGAAAAAAGCUAGAUGCAGAGUGAAAUGUAAUGAAUCAAGUUUGGUUUGCAAUAACCACAAAAUGUAAAACGUUUCUGAACAGAUUUGCCACAAAUAUGUUAUUUAUUUAUACAAUUUUAUUUUAUUUAAUUAAUUUUAUUAAUUUUUUUUAAAUUUUUUUUCUGAAAAACAAUUCUAGAUUGCCAUACGAGUAUCGAGUAUUUUUCAAUGAUGAUCAAAUUACACGUUCACACGUUCUUUCACUUAUACAUUGUGAUCUUUUUAAUGAAUACACACUAUGUUUUAUCAAAUAUACCGAAUUGUCCAUUUGGAGAUACCGUCGAAUUAACUGAUGCGCAUAGACUUGACAACGGUUCUUACCGCUAUGAAGGUGUGUUGGUGCCACCGCAUUUGAUCGACCAUUACGACUACAUUGAACUGUAUAACGGAGAGCAACACGAUGUGCCGUGGCAUCUACGCGGUUGUGUGUGUCAAAUUAAAAAUUGUUUCAAACUCUGUUGUACUCCGGGGAAGGCGUUGUAUAAUACUAACCCAAUGGGUGAUUGUGAGGUAAUGAAAGGAAAACAGCGAUAUUCACCAUAUGUAAAUAUUACAUUAUCGAAUGAUAGUAAAGUUUUAAAGAAUGUACUGAAAGAAUUUGUGGUGCAAGUGGGACAGCCAUGUGAAGGGGGGUUCAUGCUAAACCCAAGUAACAUUCCAGAAGACAAAUGGCAUUUGUAUGAGAAUGGUACACUUUUGCGCGAGUACGAUAAAGCGAAACUUACCCGAAGGGAUUACUGCAUGACUGCUAUUCCAAUAAAUGAAACAUUUCAAUUACAACCAUAUAACUGUCCAAUUAUCGAAACUACAUCAUCAACUGUUAAAGUAAACACUACAGUGAUGUUGAUUUCGUUGCCAUUUCUAUUUCUAACCAUACUGACCUAUUGGGCCAUACCGGAGCUAUAUAAUAUUUUGCAUAACAAAUGCUUAAUUUGCUACCUCUUCUCGCUCGCGAUUGCGAAUACGAUGAUAAUUUCGGUUAACAUGAGAGCAGAUGGUUACAAAACCGUUACAUGUACCAUAAUUGGAUCGGUCGCAUAUUUCUUCUAUCUUGGCGCAUUCUUCUGGCUCAAUGUUAUUUGUUUCGAUAUUUGGGUAGCGUUCUGUCGAGACUUGAAAAAUUUACCACAAAAUUCGAAGUGCAAAAUUUUUUUGAAAUACUCGCUCUAUGCUUGGGGACUGCCAACUUGUAUGACAGUUGUGACCAUAGCAUUACAGUUCUCUAAUAUACUGAAUCAAUUCAAAUCCGGCAUCGGUUAUUCACAUUGCUGGCUCCAAAUUGAGGGUUGGUCAGCUAUGAUGUAUUUCCACGGUCCCUGUUUAUUGCUCAUCACCAUAAAUACAAUUAUGUUUUGUUUAAGUGUUCGCAAGAUCUAUAGCGAUCGCAAACAAUUUAGAGACAUCUCACGAAGCGCGGACAGCGCAAGACAUUUAAAAUCACAAGAGCAUAGUGUUUGGCUAUUCUUCCGUCUCUUCGUUGUAAUGGGAGUCAGUUGGAUAUUGGAAAUGAUCGGUUAUUUACUGGGACGGGAGAAAAAUGAUUCAUUAUUUUUCAAAGUGGCAGAUGGUUUCAAUGCAUCACAAGGCUUAAUUAUAUUCUGUCUAUUUGUUAUGAAGAAAAACCUGUUGCUGCUAGUUAAAGAGAGAUUAAAAAAAAUCUGCACCUGUCUAAGAUGAAAACUCAACCAACCACGCCUCCGUAAAGUUCUGUCUACAAAUACUCUCCAUAACAAGAUCUUUAGUUAAAAAAUAUAUUAUUUAAACAUAUAAAAAUAUCGUAAUAAAAAUGUGUAUAAUCAAACCAAGUCGAUUCUUAUAAUUCCU